This is a messenger RNA of Striga hermonthica, 1666 nucleotides long. The record is from the annotation of a GenBank genome assembly. NCBI's taxonomy places the organism in Eukaryota, Viridiplantae, Streptophyta, Magnoliopsida, Lamiales, Orobanchaceae.
CGGAAUCGUCUUACAAUAUCAUUCUAGGACGGACAAGUUUAAAUGCGUUCCAAGCAGUCGUGUCUACCUACCACAUGACGAUCAAGUAUCCUGUGGGGGAAAAUGUAGGCGAGGUUGCAGGGGACCAACUCACGUCGAGGAGUUGCUCACAGUCAGUAACAACAAGCAGAUGGCAGAGAGGCAGUUGAAAGGUAAAGAGGUGAGGCCUGAUCGACCAGGAGGAUCACGAUCGAAAGAGGAGAGAGGAGGACAAGAUAAUGGGAAGGAGAAGAUAGAUAUACAACCCGGAGAGGAGAUCGAGGAAAUUCAAAUGGUGCAGGGAUGCGAUGACCGAAAAUUCAGGAUCGGAAAAGAUUUGGGGGAGCCGGUCAGGUCAAAGUUGAUCAAUUUAAUAAAGAAAUUUACGGACAUCUUCGCGUAUACAACGGACGAGCUGACAGGGAUCGAGGCCGGGGUGAUUGAGCACAGACUUAAUAUUGAUCUCAGUGUCAGACCGGUGAAGCAAAAAAGAAGGCAUCAUGGUGCGGAGAUGGACAAAAUCAUCGAGCAGGAGCAGGAGGUCGACAAGCUGAUGAACGCUGGACACAUUAAAAAGAUUCAGUUCCCCGAGUGGUUAUCCAAUACGGUAAUGGUGUCCAAAUCAGGAGGAAAGUGGAGGAUGUGCAUCGAUUUCCGUGAUCUAAACAAGGCUUGCCCGAAGGAUCUUUACCCGCUGCCAAGGAUUGACCAGCUGGUAAACUCCACGGCAGGAUGCGAGUUGCUCAGCCUGAUGGACGCAUCACAAGGAUAUCAUCAGAUCCCCCUGGCGAAAGAGGAUUGGAAAAGAGUGAGCUUCAUAACGAGCAAAGGCAUCUAUUGUUAUGUGGUCAUGCCGUUUGGAUUAAAGAAUGCUGGGGCCACCUAUCAGCGAUUGGUCGACCAGAUUUUCAAGGAUCAGUUGGGGAGGAAUAUGGAGGUCUACGUAGAUGACAUGCUGGUAAAAAGUAAGAUGGAGGCGAACCACGUGGGCGACUUAAGGGAGACUUUCCAAACGCUGAGGAGAUACGGCAUGAAGUUUAACCCGGCUAAGUGCUCGUUUGGCGUGAAGGCAGGGAAGUUCUUGGGAUACAUGGUAACAAAGCGAGGGAUAGAGGUGAAUCCUGAAAAAGUAAGAGCUGUGGUCGAGAUGAAGCCACCGGCCAGUGUGAAGGAAGUCCAAAUAUUAACUGGUCGAAUAGCAGGACUAAGCCGAUUCAUUUCCAAGGUGGCCGAAAAGAGCAGCCCUCUGUUCAAAACCCUGAAGAGGAGCUCGAAGUUUCAGUGGACAGAGGAAGCUCAAAAAGCCUUCGAGGAGUUACAGAGGACGCUGGCUAACUUGCCCUUAUUGGCUAAGCCAAUUCAUGGAGAGGAGCUUGUGCUCUACAUAUCGGUGGGCGAGAGUGCUGUAAGCUCAGUAUUAUUGCGAGAAGAAGGAGUGGCACAAUUCCCAAUAUAUUAUGUCAGUCGAGUAAUGCAAGGAGCAGAGUUGAGGUACUCGGAAAUUGAGAAGUGUGCACUGGCGGUAGUCGUGACAGCCCGAAAGCUGAGGCCAUACUUCCUGAGCCACAAAGUCAAGGUGCGCACGAACAUGCCGUUGGAGGAGACUUUGGGUCGACCAGCGGUGUCUGGUCGACUAGUAAAGUGGGCG